AUGGCACCGGAGAGGAUUUUGCGCAUUCCACGCAGCGACAGCCCGGAAGAUUUCGUUCUGGUCAAGGUUUCGAGGUCUGGUAAGAAUGAGCUUGAUCUCAGUCUGGUCGCUACUGAAGGAGAGGAUCCUUACGCCGGCUCUGUGAAAACGUCCCAAAUAAGCAAGCUACGUGCCAAAAACUAUCGUGGCAGCGACGAGGAAUGGUCUGGAAUCCUGUCUUACGUAUUCAACCAAGAUGAAGGCGCCCUCAAAUCGGACGACUGGGCGGCUGGACUGGAGACAAUUGCGACGGUUAGGUCAAUGGGAGACGAGGACGAGGAAGACGGCAACAAAGAGGUCGUUAUAACACUCCGGAAACGGAUUGAUGCCAUUACGCAACGCUUGGGCUCAAUCACGCUUAAACAAGACGACGACCAGGCGAUUCAAUUGUUUGACUGGAGUGGCAUCGCUGUCGCCCGGGCAAACAGCCUGUCUCAAGAAAUAGUCUCCCUAAACGCCAAGUAUCGCGACGCAGAAAACACCAUCAAUCAGCUCAAUUCCCAAUUGGAGGAGUUAAUUCAGGCGAAAAAGGAACACGACGACCAGCUAGUUGCUAAAUUUGCCCAACUGCUAAACGAGAAAAAACUGAAAAUCCGUAACCAACAGCGACUUCUGGCCGCUGCAAAGAUCGAUCCCACGAAAGCUGCCGAGUUAGAGGCUGCAGAAGCCGAAAAGAAACCCAGAAAAGCCGACGUGAGUAGAAAAUCAAAACGGAAAGCUCAAGCGCCCCCAAGCGACUCUGAAAGCGAAGAUGCUUUUGACACAAUGGAUGUGGACACAAAGGACAACGACGCUGCAAACAACCAAGAGGAAAAAGCACAGGAAGACGAAACCGCAACGGAAUCUGACCGCCCAUCAACCCCUGACCCGUUAGAGGAUGAAGAAACGGCGCCCGAAGACGAACAACCUGAGGUACCGGCCCCUGUGCCAUCGAAAAGUAAGGAGCGCACUGCACCGAAUGAUAAUAAAGGAGGAAAAUCCAGUGCUCCUUGGACUCAAGAACCUGCUUCCAGCCCUCCUCCUCGUCGUGAGCUACCUUUUACAAGGAGAGGAAGGAAUGCUAAACCAGCACCAGUCGUUGCUGAACGCAAGCGGGAUGAAGUCGAGACCGAAAGCGAUGAUGAAUUAUAA
Molecule: messenger RNA, 1170 nt
Organism: Coccidioides posadasii C735 delta SOWgp
Lineage: Eukaryota; Fungi; Ascomycota; Eurotiomycetes; Onygenales; Onygenaceae
Biological process (GO): double-strand break repair; DNA recombination
Cellular component (GO): nucleus
Molecular function (GO): DNA binding
Source: RefSeq, a predicted model, not a curated record